UGAUAGCAUACUUCUUGUGCUACUAGACUAAGCUUAAGAUCUAGGUGCGUAGGUAGGCUUGUGACAGUAAUCUUGUAGAAGAGAUGCUCGGAAACAGGACCCAGAGAUGCAGCCAAUCACAUCACACUUCUAUUUAGCUCGGGAGGCCGGAGUGAAGGAGUGCCAAGCUUGCGCGUCACGAAGAGGGAAGGAGGUCAUGGUGGAAGUGCACAGCAAGGAAACAUUUCAAUGACGACUUGUCGCCAGAUCUCGAGACACUGAUGCUAUCGCCGGGCCGGGUGAUUCAAGACAAUCAGCAAGCGGUGCUGCUGGGCACGCUGCUCAUCACCGCCGCGCUCGCACUAGUCGGUACCUCAGCACGACAUUCUCUCACGACCAGCGCAGCAGCAUGGACAUGCAUCUGGGCAUACACGCGCUUUCGCAGUGGAAUUAGCAGUACUGGAGAAUCUCAGGGCCGGCUAUUGUCAUGGACAGCGGGAGCCUUACUGGCCCUGUCCGGCGUCUGUGAAAGAGCUGCGGAAAGGGGCCACAUAUAUUGGGCAAAGGCUAUCCUUCCCCUCCUCGUUUGCGUAGUCGUCAAGGUGGAUGCAUUCGGCAUUGCUCGUUUCAACUCGAAUACCGACACUCGAUCUGCAGAAAAGCCAAGGAGCGGCGAUACAAGACUCCUUAUGGUGCUUACUGUAUCAGCACUUGUAGCUGUAGGUUACAUGAACGAGUUUAAAUCAACACUCGCUUUGGGAUGUUGCAAUGCAGUGCUCUUAGCUGUGGUGCUGUCGCUGUUGCAGUUGGCGCACCGCGAGACCGUCUCGACAGGCGGUCCUGAGGAUGCAGUAAUAUCUGUGAGUGGUCUGUUGUCACAGCCAAAGGUCAAAAGAGACACACAGCAAGUACUGGUCGAUGUGUCGUUCGCGGCUGCAUUGGCGCAAUGGCUAUCGGCUCUCAUGCUGGAGAGCUUCAGCACCAGACCAUUCUGGUUCGCGUUCCUGCCGCAACAGAUUUUCACGGUAGCCUUGAGCAUUGGUAUGGUGGUAGUUCAUGUCGUGUUAAAUAGAACAAUCAUACUCGCGGUCGAUAAAUGUGAUCAAGUUACGACAGCCUCGACUUUUGUUGUCGCAGCGCUUGCCGCCCAUCUGACCGUCGACUUCUCACUAGGACGACUGUGGUUCGCAACGAUAUGUCUGCUUUCGAUUUACGCCUUUCUCCAUGACCGUACAAACUCGACGACUCGACACUCUGCAUCAGACGGCCGUGCGACAAUGCGCUCCAGACGCAUCUCCACCUCGCUACUGGUUGUGUCGCUCGUACUGCUUGCAGUCUUCAACUUCCGCGACCGAUUGAUUGCUCGCGUUGUGCCGCAUGGCCCCACGGGUCCCUGGGCGCCCCAGAUCCGCGACCAAGACCUAUCAUCCCCGCUUCAAUAUAAUGAUACCCAUGUUCACCCGAUCGAAUACCUGGCAAAGAAUGCCGAAAGCGAAUUCAGCGCCUUACUGCAGCGCCAAUCUCGCACAUUAGAGGAAGCCGUUACAGAGUAUAAGCGCCGCUACAACAUCCCACCUCCGCCCAACUUCGACAAAUGGUUCCAAUUUGCGCAAGACCACAAUGUUCAGCUAAUAGACGAGUUUGACACAAUCUACCACUCGCUCCUUCCCUUCUGGGGUCUGAAACCUGUUACCGUCAGGAAGAGAGUUCAAGAGGCAAUUGGUUUCGAUGGUAACAAUUUGAUUGCUCUAAUGGUACGUGGUGGAAAGGUGACACAUGUACGAAGCGGACAAGAAUGGCAGCAAAAGGCAACAAUUGGUAUGAUGGAUAAGUUCAUCCAGUAUCUGCCCGACAUGGACCUGGCCUUCAACAUCCAUGACGAGCCGCGAGUUGUUGUACCCCACGACGAAUUGUCGCGUUUGGUUGACGUCGCAAAGAACAAGAACAUGCCCGCUGCAUUCGCUAACUCUGGCCACAAGAAUGCCUUCUCGCCUCGCCCGAAGGAUGUCAAUCCGGGUGAGCGAGUCGACGAGGUUAAAAUCACCCGUUUCAAUGUCUUUGCUCAUCAACCCACUUGGAUCCCAUCUCGUUUAUCAUGCUCCCCAGACAGUCCUGCGCGGGCACUUGAGGAAGAGAUUACGCCCGACAACAUCGCAACCUAUGCUAUGAGUGAGCUAGGGUUUGUCUACAACGACACUGCCUUCAGUGACGUCUGCAAUUCUCCUUCGUUUGGCAGUUCACAUGGCUUUUUCGAUCGACCGAAUGCCUUCAAUGUUGUCCACGACCUCGUUCCUAUCUUUUCCCAAUCGAAGAUGAGCAGUUUCCAGGACAUCCUGUAUCCGUCUCCUUGGUAUUGGUACGGCAAGGUCACUUACGAUUCACACAAGGACAGGUCAUGGGACAAGAAGGAAGGAAAACUGUGGUGGGUCGGCAGUACGACUGGCGGAUUCUCGCGCGAUGGAGGCUGGCGUCGCCAACAUCGCCAAAAGUUCGUGCGCAAGCUCAAUGCUCCCGAUCAAGCCAAAAUCAUGUACGAUGCUCACCUGACCUCGGCUUCCACAAACGACGACAAUACUCCGGACUGGCAGAUGCGUUCUGUACAACGCAACGAGUACUCAGAUCUCAUCGAUGUUCAUUUCUCCCAUGUUGGUCAAUGCGAUCCUGGCGACUGUGAUGCACAGAAAGAGUUCUUCAAGAUCGUGGCGCCAGCUGAUCAACAAGACGCAUGGAAGUACAAGUACCUGCUUGACAUGGACGGCAAUGCCUUCAGUGGUCGUUUUUAUGCUUUCCUCAAAUCCCACAGUCUUGUGUUCAAGAUGGCAGUAUUCCGUGAGUGGCAUGCUGAAUGGCUCAAGCCCUGGGUUCACUACGUUCCGCUCAGUCUGAGAGCUGAAGAAGUAUUGGAGUCAGUACGUUAUUUCGGAGCAGAAGAGUCUGGCAAGGAGAUGGCAGUGGGAAUGGCCGAGCGUGGUAGAGAAUGGAGUAAUAAAGUGCUCAGAAAUGAGGACUUUGAGGUGUGGUUCUUCAGACUGUUGCUCGAGUACGGCAGACUCGUGGAUGAUAACAGAGAGAGCAUCGGUUUCGGAGCUUAAUGGCAGUCCACGAGAGCCAUAACUACGUAGCGCUUUGUUUUGCCCUUACAUAACAUGGACAUCUUCACAAGAGACAGUUGUCAAGCAUUGUACCUAGCUCCCUCCGUAUCUCGAUCUGCACAGACAAAAUCGACAUGAGUGAUGCGAUAAUCCCAACCAUGG
Molecule: messenger RNA, 3233 nt
Organism: Aureobasidium subglaciale EXF-2481
Lineage: Eukaryota; Fungi; Ascomycota; Dothideomycetes; Dothideales; Saccotheciaceae
Product: glycosyltransferase family 90 protein
Exons: 3
Coding region: 261-3071 (936 amino acids)
Source: RefSeq, a predicted model, not a curated record